CCUUGUGAGUGACGUCACAUGUCCGCGCCGGAAGUGACUGUCAGCUGCUGGAAGUGCACGCUGGUUAGGGAACUGCAGAAAUGUGUGAAGUGGGGAGCAAUGAUUAUGUGGAGCUGAGGAAAGAGGAGAAAAGUGACAGGUUGGGGCGGACAUGUAUGAAGUGCAGGGAAGGUUCUGCGGUGCUCAUCAUACGUGUGGGAGAUGCCUUCUGCAAAUCCUGCUUCAAAGACUAUUUUGUACACAAGUUCCGAGCCAUAUUGGGGAAGAACAGAGUUGUGUAUCCGGGGGAGAAGGUUCUUCUGGCUUAUUCUGGUGGGCCUUCCUCAAGUGCCAUGAUCCAUCAAGUUCAAGAGGGUUUGGGCCGUGAUGCUCCUAAAAAGUUACGUUUCAUACCCAGCAUCUUGUUUAUUGAUGAAGGUGCAGUGUGUGGUCAGAGUUGGGAGCAGAGGGAACAGAAUGUCUCUGAAAUUUGCAGAGUUUUGCAGAAAACCAAUUUUCCUUUUCACAUUGUGCCCUUGGAGCAGGUUUUCACUCUACCACGAUCUGUUCUACAGUCAGCUCUUCCAGGGAACUCUGAACAUGCAUUGAAUUACAAGCAGGCAGUGAACAGCUUUCUGGAACAGCAGAGGGCACAUCAACAGGAUGAGCUAUCAGUUACUGCUUAUGAGCUGGCACAGCUUUGUGUUACUGACACUUUGGCUAAUGGCAGCAAAUACAGCUGUCCUCCUGCAGAGCUCACCACUGCACUGAUGGAGAUAUUCAACUCAGCCAGGACUCUCACUGCCAAACUGGAGCUACUGCAGUGUCUCCGGCGUCACCUUAUCCUACAUGUUGUGCGUAUGUUUGGAUAUUCCAAGGUUAUGAGCGGUGAAAGCUGCACGCGUCUCGCGGUUCGUCUGCUUGCAAACAUAUCAUUAGGACGUGGGGCAUUUCUACCAUUGGAUACGGGUUUCUCUGAUGAUCGCUAUGGAGAUGUUGUUAUUGUCCGCCCCAUGCGGGAAUAUUCACUGAAAGAAAUUUCCUUCUAUAACCGGCUUUUCCAUGUAGAGUCAGUUUUCAUACCCACAAUGGAAACUAAGGCUCCUGAAAACAGCAGCAUUCAGCACCUCUCUGAGGCUUUCAUUACCAAGCUGCAGGCAGACUUUCCAUCCACAGUCAGCACCAUGUACAGGACCAGUGAGAAACUAAAUAUUUCAAGGGCAGAAAGUGCAGAAGAGAACAUCCAGCAAGAAAAAUGUCUUCUCUGCAUGUGCAAUCUGGACACACAUGUUGGUGAAGCCUCUGCCUUUUGUGCUACACAAGUAUCUCAGAAUCUAUCUCAGAGGCUAAAGAACAAUGUAGAAGCCACAAGAGACCCCGUGGAGCAAUGUUGCAAUAGUGGACAGUGUUCUGAAAGAUCAUCUUCUUGUUCUACCAGUGUUCCCAGGACACAAGACCUCAUUCCUUUGUUAUGCUACAGCUGCAGAGUGACUGUCAAGGAUAUGACUUCUGUGAGUACCUUCCCUCCAUACAUCCUGAAUGAAGCUGGGCACAGGAGCCGCAGGUUGGAGAUAAGAAGAGAGAUCCAGGAAUUUCUUCUGGAUGAUGGUUGUGGGGAUAUGUGACAGGAUCUUACACAUUCUGGAGGCCCCAGCAAAGCCCAGAAGAACACUUUCAUACUUUUAACAUCCUUUAUUUUUAAC
Molecule: messenger RNA, 1682 nt
Organism: Hyla sarda
Lineage: Eukaryota; Metazoa; Chordata; Amphibia; Anura; Hylidae
Gene: CTU2
Product: cytosolic thiouridylase subunit 2
Exons: 15
Coding region: 81-1604 (507 amino acids)
Biological process (GO): tRNA wobble position uridine thiolation
Cellular component (GO): cytosol
Molecular function (GO): sulfurtransferase activity; tRNA binding
Source: RefSeq, a predicted model, not a curated record